CGGGACACAAGAGCGGCUACGGGUGGGCACCGACAGCGGAUGGACGAGGGAGAGAGGGACGAUGUUCAGGACGCCCUCGAUGAGGUGGAGGAGGAGGGUCUCGAGGGUAGGGUUGGGGGAGGGGGGGAAGGCUGACGAGGCAGUCGGAGACCCUGAACUGCCAGGGGAGGAGGUGGUGAUGACGUCGAGAGGCAUCGGUCGAGCAGGUCCCACUCCUAGGGCACCACGACCUGAGUUGGAGCGCGCGAGGAGGGAGAAGAGGCCGGUGGGGGAGGGCAACGUCGAGGUGCGAGAGCCGGCCAGGGAGAAGAGGGUUCGGCAGACGACGAUCGACGAGAUGUACGACAAGGAGAAGUUGGCCGAGUUCCAUGAAGCGUGGCUGCAGUGGAUCUACGCGAAGGGGUUGGCAUUCAACGCCUUCCGAGGUCCGGAGUUCCAGAGGGUUUGGCGGGCGGCAGAGAGAGUGUCGCAGACAGUUCAGUUCCGGUUUCCCUCGUACAGGGUCACAGUGGGCACCGGGAUCCCAUCGCAGAGGGGGAAGGUGGCGUGGAUGGUGAGCGAGGUGCGCUCUGCUUUUCGGCACACCGGUGCCACCAUCCUCUCGGACGGGAGGAAGUCGCGCAACGACAAGCCGCUCGUGAAUUUCGUGGCGGGGGGCGCCAACGGAGCCCUGCUGUACGCCACCGUCGCACGUGACGGGUCUGUCCGCGACACUGCGGAUAUCGUGUACCGCAGGUGGCGGGCCAUCAUCUUGUCCUUUCCUGCAAAGGACGUGAUCGGCUUCUGCACGGACUCCGCCAGUAACUAUAUGGCGGCGGCCCGCAGAUUCGCCACCGACCCCGACGCAGACAUCAGGAGGAUCACUUGGCUUCCCUGCUCCACCCACAUCUGCAACUUGAUGUUGUCAGAUGUCGGGACGCGAGUGGCGUCGGUCAAGGAGACCAUCAUCCGUGCCCGAGCGCCCAGUGGGUUCAGCAGCAGAUCCGCGACGGCAAAGUUCUGGCGAUGUGUUGACUGUGCCAUCCGCGUUAUGUCGCCCAUCCACCAGCUCUUGAGGAGGAUGGAUAGAGGGGGGAUGAUGAUGUCCAUCGUUUACGAGUGGGGUCAGCAUCUUCUGGAGUUGAUGAGGAGGGUGGAUGUGCCGGCGGACAUGGUCGAGCCUUGCGUGCGCGAGGUUGCCGUCCGCAACCUCCACAUGCUCGAGCCCGCACAUGCUGUGGCACACCUCCUCAACCCUCGCCGCCGGUCCCUCCGAUAUUAUGAGCCGUUGCAGACGACUACCGAGGACGCCCGUGUUGUCGAGGAGUGCGACAGAUUCCUGCCCGCACAGACUGGCGGCGAUCCGGUCGGCAGACUAUACAGGACAGUCCGUGACCAGAUUAGGCAUUUCCACUCGCGGCGGGGAGAUUGGGGAGGUCGACUGCUGUCCGAUGCCGAGGCCGACGACUGUCGGGGGGACCGCGAGAUUGAGCGUUGUGCCCAGUGGUGGUUUGAUCAUGGACGUCAUCACCCUGACUUGCGCACCAACGCCAUCCGUGUGAUGCACUUGUGGACGUCCGCCUCUCAUGCGGAGAGGAACUGGGUGCAGCACGAGCGCAUCAACACGGCGAGGCGCCACAAGCUUGGCUUGCACAGCUGGUUGAGAUUGCCUCCAAUCUCAAACUGGCCGGAUGCGCACAGCAGGGUAAUCGCUACGUGACGUGUUUGGCAAGAGGGCGGUGGAGCUACGGCCGUGGCCGGAGCAGACGUCGGACGCCGAUACGGACGGCGACACUGCGGAGGACCUUACACCAUGACUCCACACACAUCCAUCAUCACUGACGAUGUGCCGUCCGGUGGUCAGGCCAGUGGCACCGGCAGAGCCGGUGGUCGUCGUCGACGAAGACUGCGUGCCGAUGAGCACGUGGAGGAGCACGAACCAGUCGGAGGCCUUCGACAGACGGGCAGACAUUGGGAGGUCAGGAGCGACAGCGAGCUGGAGGGGGCGGAAGAGGAGGAGGAGGCGCGCCUUCGGGAUCGUCAGUUCUCUCCCUCUCAUCAUCGGACCACGGGAGCGCCCGAGCCUACCAGGCUGAGGACAAGGUCGGCAUCGGCAGCGGAGAGACAGCAGACACCAGCAAGCGAGCAUCAUGAGGGGACCGGGCUUGGGGACAUUCCGGAGAUGGAAAGGACUCCAUCCGGCGCCGGUGUCCGCCACCGCUCGCCGUCCGAGCUGCGCACCGACGACUUCUACGUCGGCGGCUCUGGCGGGGGUUUGGGGGAUCUCAGUGCCCCGAGACAGCGGGGUGCUUCACUGUCGGACGUGCUCCUCGACGAUUCUGAUGUGCAGGGCCAUGUAGAGACCGCGGAGGAGCGGGAUGCCCGAGUGGACAGAGAGGAGGAGGAGCGGCUGCGGACUUUGCCGGAAUGGGAGGGUCGUUUCGCAUAUAUGGAGGAGCAGCGCCGACGGAGGGAGUUGGAGACAGGGAGGGGUGGUGGUGGUGACGAAGGCGACGGUGUGCCCACGGGUGUUGAGGGAGAUGGUGUACCCAUGGGUGUUGAGGGAGAUGGUGGCGGCGAGGAUGAGGAGGGAGAUGGUGGCGGCGUGGACAAGGAGGGGUGCGACCACGGAAACGACCACGGUGACUACGACGGUGACCACGGCGACGACGGCGGCGACGACGGCGGCGAUGACGGCGACGACGGCGACCACGGCGACGACCACGGCGAUGAGGGUAGGCUGGCUUUGGUCUUGAGGGACCCGUCAGUGCCUACAAUACCUCUCACACGGCCCGAGGCCUUCGCUCAGGCUGGUUUUGAUGCUGAGGAUUCGGCGCGACUCGGUUCACAUGACCCUUUCCCCCACACGGGCCGCAGGAGCGACGAGAGGCGCCCUCCUGGAGGGGCAUAUUCGCCUCCGCCGUACAUCGUGGAUAGCCCUAGAUGGUCAGGUUCUUCGCUCAGCGGCAUUAGAGGGAGGGAGUCCGGGCUGGUUGAUGGCGGGUCGGGCCGCCGCAGUGACGGCGACGGAUCUGCCGGAUCGAUGCCUCCGCCACCCGCACAAAGCAUGGAGGGCGGCGUCGACGCGACUACCGCCCGUGCGGCCGUUGCCGGUUCCCCUCCGCCUGUCGCAGGUGGUGUUGCCGGCGGAUGGGCAGCUUAUCGCCGGGUCUCGGACUGGCUGAGGGUGGAUUACGACGCCGGGAGGGGCGCCUUCGCAGGACGUUUGUCACCUCGGUUUCAGGUUGUGGCCAGCAGCGAGGGCGGCUCCGGACGUCCAAGUGUUCACAUGGCAGGCCGCAUGCUCGGUUUGUCUCGAUCAGCGACGAGGAGAGUUUUGAUCCCACCGCCGAUUCCGGCCCGAGGGACAGCUGCGGACAUGCAGCAGGGUCAGCACUACACAUCUAGCGAGGAGGGGUUGCUGAUGCGGAGUGGGAGUAGACGACAGAGCGUCAUCAUGGAGGUUGACCUCGACUCGCAGCAGAGCUUGCCGCCGGCCAGGCUGCAUUGGACGCGAUUCAGAGGCAGCGACAGACGAUUGCUGCAGCGGAGGCCGAGGACGAGGAUGCGGACACAGAGUCCGAGCCGAUCGACAUUGCAGUCCGCAGACAUAGAGCGGCCUUGUCCGCGGCAGCCGCGGUAGCACAGGCGACAUACAUCAGCGGUGCGCAGGGCACAGGUG
This is a messenger RNA of Chara braunii, 3661 nucleotides long. Lineage: Eukaryota; Viridiplantae; Streptophyta; Charophyceae; Charales; Characeae. The record is from the annotation of a GenBank genome assembly.